Molecule: messenger RNA, 2160 nt
Organism: Marasmius oreades (fairy-ring Marasmius)
Lineage: Eukaryota; Fungi; Basidiomycota; Agaricomycetes; Agaricales; Marasmiaceae
Exons: 7
Coding region: 735-2081 (448 amino acids)
Source: RefSeq, a predicted model, not a curated record
CUCAAUUUCUGUUAGUUCCACAUGUAUUCCCAGGGAUGAACUAAAAAUUUACGACUCGGAUUCACGAUGCCCUUUCUUCUCAGGGACUGCAAUCAUGUUGUUCUCCAAUUCCAUUAUAGCCAUUCUCGCCUAUUCAGUCUCGAUCCCGGUUGUCUUCGCACAAAUUUCUCCAGCACAACUCGAGCCACUUAUCACAGGAUUAGCGCAGAAGCCUUCUUCUAAUGAUCUCGAUAAACGCGUUCCUUUGAUGACCGAUGAUCCCACCGUCGCUCCGUUAAUCGAUCUGCAAGUGUUCGCACCUCCUGUAGCACCGAAGGGCGGGAAAAGUUGUCAGGUCGAGCUCUUGCAGCACAGUUUUGGUAACGGGUCGUUCAAUGUUCCAGCGGUGGUACCGUACAGCCCGCCUACGGGAGAAGGUUGUGGAGAAGUGGGAAGAUGGGCUACUAUUAGUCUGAACUUGUCCGUUUCGUGUAUCGGGACUCAGUAUGACCGGCUUGGCGUGAGCAUACUCCAUUCUUGACCCGCAAUUUGUACUCAAGAAGCUACGAAAGUCGAUAUAUCUCUCCAAUGUUGAAAGUACGGCGUUCUAAAUUUCUUGCCAUACACAUUAUGAUGAUUGGACUUUAGUUUGGCGAACUUCGAGCGCUGAACCCACGAAAACCGGGACUAUAUGGAAUACGAUUAAAGAUGUUACCCACUUCACCCCCUUGUUUGCCAAAGAGGGCGAGCUUCUGAUGGAUUUCGACGACAUCAUCUCAGCAGAACUACUGCUCGACGGUGUUUUCAACGUGGUCUUGACUGCUACGUUCUAUGCCCCCACGGAAUCUUUCCAGACUCCCAAAACUUCAGACUUGAUAUUGCCGCUCUCGAACCUCUCCCCAAAUACGUCGAACUAUUUCACAAUUGAUAACGAUCUGGGCGGAACUACUCAAGUUAAAAUCCCUGAUACAACAACGGAAAUAUACGCGGAGAUUUUCUGUUCGGGAAAUUCGGCUGAGGAAUUUUGGUAUACCAACACUCCAGAUGAAUUCCUUAGCGCCUUCCCAGAAUCUACGGGUCUCAUCGGGAAAGGCUCGUUCCGAGAAGUUCAGCUCCUCGUCGACGGUCAACUUGCAGGUGUCGUUUGGCCGUACGCCGUUAUCUACACGGGUGGUAUCACUCCGACAAACUGGCGCCCAUUGACCGCCUAUGGGACGUAUGAUGCUCCUACGUAUUGGAUCGAUAUCACCCCUUUCCUACCGGUUCUUCUCACUGAAGAUACAGCUCACAACAUAACGUUGAAAGUAGUCGGACAAGGGCGGAACCCUACGAUCAACUCCAAUUGGUUCAUUUCGGGAAGUCUGCACAUCCGUACUGGUCGUUCGAAGACCACUGGUCGAAUAACGUCGUAUAAUGUUCCGGAUGCUGAGGUGUCCACUACCGGUGGAUCGUCAGACGGGAAUGUUACGGUUUGGACGACGAUUACUGCUCGUAGGAAUUUGAAGAUUGAAACUGAGCUGAAAACGGACGAAGGCGACGUGACUGUGACGUUCCAGCAGUCGUUGAACUAUAUCAAUGAAGCACGAUAUGCUGAUGAGGGGUGGCUACAGUGGGUAAACCAGACGACCACCGGGUCGGUAACUUCCACUCAUGGAGGCCGAAAGGCCUUGGAUGAUGCGUUCACGUAUCCGGUGCAAGUUGCUUCGAACUACUCGUUGUUUACUCAGCAAUUUGGUGGCUACGGAUCCGAAAUCCACCAAUCUCACAUUCGUGCACUUCAACCCCCGACAGCUGGAUACCGAGCCAUACGGUCCAUCCAACACGCGCAAGGUUGGGUGAACAUGGACGAUUGGCCUGGUUUGAGGCAUGCUAUCAAUGGAUCAGGUGCUACGGAGCAAACGUUUGCUUAUGCUGAUGAUAGAGGAGAGACUUAUUUUCGUGAUGUUGCGACCAAGAAUGAUGGAUGGGUUAAAGAUGACGUGUGGGGUACGUUGAGAGAUGGAAAUCCUCCCGUGCCUCCAAAUCAGAUCUUUGGACCGGGUGGUGGACCGGGGUUCAGGAGGAAUGUAGGGAGAAAUGCGAGGUUCUCUCGUUCGCUCUGAAGUAGUCAUCUAUAAUAUUAUUGACUCCCUAUGGAACGACAGUUUGAGCUUCAACUUGGACAAUGUCACACUUCCGUCC